Cynocephalus volans (Philippine flying lemur) is the source of this 567-nucleotide messenger RNA. Its product is annotated as small nuclear ribonucleoprotein-associated protein N-like. Gene Ontology annotation, molecular function: RNA binding. The record is from RefSeq and is a predicted model, not a curated record. Gene Ontology annotation, cellular component: U4 snRNP; U2 snRNP; cytoplasm. Gene Ontology annotation, biological process: mRNA splicing, via spliceosome. NCBI's taxonomy places the organism in Eukaryota, Metazoa, Chordata, Mammalia, Dermoptera, Cynocephalidae. The transcript has 2 exons. Bases 1 to 567 code for a protein of 188 amino acids.
AUGAGAUAUAUCCUGCGAGAUGGCCAAAUCUUCAAUGGCACCUUUAAGGCUUUUGACAAGCAUAUUAAUUUGGUCUUCUGUGAUUAUGAUGAGUUCAGGAAGUUCAAGCCAAAGUAUGCAAAGCAGCCAGAGCAUGAAGAAAAGCGGGUUUUGGGGCUGGUGUUGCUGCAUGGGGAAAACUUGGUAUCUAUAACUGAGGAGGGGCCACCACCACCCCCAGAAGAUACUGGCAUUGCUCGGGUACCAUUGCUGCAGCUGAAGGGAGGCCCUGGAGUUGGUAGGGCAGCUGGCAGAGGAGUUCCAGCUGGUAUACCAAUUCCCCAGGCACCUGCUAGAUUAGUAGGCCCGGUAAUGACUCCACAAAGAAGAGGCACUGAAGCAGCUGCUGCUAUUGCUGCCACUGCCAGCAUUGCUGGAGUGCCAAUGCAGUACCUGCCAGGAUGGGGGACUCCACCUCCACCUGUCGGCAGAGCAACCCCACCUCUGAGUAUAAUGGCACCUCCACCUGAUAUGAGACCACCCAUGGGCCCAUUGAUUGGGCUUCCCCUGCUUGAGGGAUGCCAAUAG